Drepanopeziza brunnea f. sp. 'multigermtubi' MB_m1 is the source of this 645-nucleotide messenger RNA. Lineage: Eukaryota; Fungi; Ascomycota; Leotiomycetes; Helotiales; Drepanopezizaceae. The record is from RefSeq and is a predicted model, not a curated record.
AUGGUUCACGGAAUCGUUAAGCGCGACCGAAGCCGUUUAAAAAAUCCUUUCUUUGCUUUAGCUAUUGCUGCUGCUGCAGUUACGGCGGCUGCGGCGGCUAUAUUACGCACUUUUACCUUCGAAGCUUCGCCCUUUUCCUUAGACUUUCUUAUUAAGCGCUUGCUUAUAUUAACGACCGUUAAAGCUUUAAAUAAUUGCACCGUUGCUUUUGCCGCUGCUAACACCGCUUUCGAUAACUUCCUCGCUUUAAAUGCUGCUCUUUUAAAAAGUGCUGCUAAUAGUCCGAGCGGUCUAGCGAGUAGAAGUAGAAGUUUUAAAAGUAGUCUCGAUAGCUUUAUAAGUUUUGCUUUUGCUUUUAAGACCUUCAAUUUAAAUAUAGCUUUUAUUAAAUUAAAUAGUCUUGUAGCAACGAACCGUGGUUCGAUAACGCGGAGCGCUUCGAGUAUAUCACUCUUUCCUCUUGCGCUUGCGCUAGCCGCUCUUGUUACUUUCGUCGCUUUCGCAGCUUUCGUCGUCGUCGCUUUUCUUGCGUUAAUUGUUACGCUUGCCGCUUUCGCGGCGGCGCUCGCCGUUGCUAUAACUCUUGCGGAGCGCCGAGCUAAAGCGAAGAGAUUGCUAAAAGCUCUAGUUAAUCUUUUGUUAUAA